AUGGAGGAACAUAUUCAAUUCUCGGAGCAAAACCUCGUGCAUGAGGAAGAAAUUGGACACGGAGCAUUCGGAACUACUUUUAUUGCUGAAAACAUUUCUAAUAACAUGAAAGUGGCAGUCAAGCGAAUGAGUAAUCAGAGAAAGGAGAUUCAAAAGUAUGCAACGAUAACGGAGAAUCGUAUUAACACACUUUCGAACAACAAGAAUAUUGCGCCAUUGUUUGGAUAUUACCAAGAAGACGAUUUCUUCCACAUCGUGAUGCGUUAUUAUGCGAACGGCUCAUUGGCAAACUUUUUGGACAAAGUAGGAUCCAUCGACAGGAUUGAGAGUGCCAGAAUUUCUUCCGAAAUUCUGAACGGUCUAGUGUAUCUUCACAUGAAGAAGGUAGUUCAUGGUAAUCUGAAACCGAGGAACAUCCUCAUUGGAGAAAAUGGUGAGAGGAGACUCACAGAUAUCGCAAUGGAGGAGUUCCAAAAAAGAGUUAAAGGAAAAUCCCAUACGCUGAAUUAUAUGGCCCCAGAACUCAUCAAAGCACGGAAAGUGACUUAUGCAGUCGAUAUUUGGUCUUUUGGAUGCAUUGUUUACGAGCUACUAUCCGGAGACUUGUCAUUUGACCACGAGGAUGAUGAAAGUCUCAAAAAAAUGAUUUGUGCUGGUGCCUAUAAGAUGCACGGAAAAGUACCAACUUCGGCGGCUACCAUCAUUUCCGAAUGCCUCCAGAAACAAGCAUCAAAACGUCCGUCUUCUCAAGACUUACUCUUCCAUAAAUGGAUUUCUGAGUCAGCUGAAAAAUCAGAGAAAAAUAAAAAGAUCGAGGCAAUCAAUCAGGCGCUGGGCAAAAUCACAAUCAAGACUGAGGAGAUUACGAAUCGUAACAUCGCGGACAUGCCAUUGGUCAGGAAUAACAAGCCAGAAAUCCUUCGUCGAUCGGAAAACUCAAAUGCAGCCGACAGAAAAUCGACGAUGAGGUUGCGGAACAAGCCACGCAUUGACUACAAACAAUAA
Molecule: messenger RNA, 1005 nt
Organism: Caenorhabditis remanei
Lineage: Eukaryota; Metazoa; Nematoda; Chromadorea; Rhabditida; Rhabditidae
Exons: 2
Coding region: 1-1005 (334 amino acids)
Biological process (GO): protein phosphorylation
Cellular component (GO): cytoplasm
Molecular function (GO): ATP binding; protein serine/threonine kinase activity
Source: RefSeq, a predicted model, not a curated record